Molecule: messenger RNA, 3210 nt
Organism: Zalophus californianus (California sea lion)
Lineage: Eukaryota; Metazoa; Chordata; Mammalia; Carnivora; Otariidae
Gene: PRKAR2B
Product: protein kinase cAMP-dependent type II regulatory subunit beta
Exons: 11
Coding region: 154-1404 (416 amino acids)
Biological process (GO): regulation of protein phosphorylation
Cellular component (GO): cAMP-dependent protein kinase complex
Molecular function (GO): cAMP-dependent protein kinase regulator activity
Source: RefSeq, a predicted model, not a curated record
CGGGCCAGCCGGGCCGCCGGGGCCCAGAGCGCCGCGCUCGCAGCGGGUAGCGCCUCCAGCGCCGUCCGCGCUCGCUCGGCGGCCUCGGGGCCGCAGGCCGGUCCGGGGAGGCGGCGAAGGCGGCGCCCAAGCGCCCGCCGCCCAGCAGGCAGGAUGAGCAUCGAGAUCCCCGCGGGACUGACGGAACUGCUGCAGGGCUUCACGGUGGAGGUGCUGAGGCACCAGCCCACGGACCUGCUGGAGUUCGCGCUGCAGCACUUCACGCGCCUGCAGCAGGAGAACGAGCGCAAAGGCGCCGCGCGCUUCGGCCAUGAGGGCAGGACCUGGGGGGACGCGGGCGCCGCCGCCGGGGGCGGCACCCCCAGUAAGGGGGUCAACUUCGCCGAGGAGCCCAUGCACACCGACUCCGAGAAUGGGGAGGAGGAGGAGGCCGCGGACGCCGGGGCGUUCAACGCUCCUGUAAUAAACCGAUUCACAAGGCGUGCCUCGGUAUGUGCAGAAGCCUAUAAUCCCGAUGAAGAAGAAGAUGAUGCAGAGUCCAGGAUUAUACAUCCCAAAACUGAUGAUCAAAGAAAUCGAUUGCAAGAGGCUUGCAAAGACAUCCUGCUGUUUAAGAACCUGGAUCCGGAGCAGAUGUCUCAAGUGUUAGAUGCCAUGUUUGAAAAACUGGUCAAAGAAGGGGAGCAUGUAAUUGAUCAAGGUGAUGAUGGUGACAACUUCUACGUGAUUGAUAGAGGAACAUUUGAUAUCUAUGUGAAAUGCGAUGGUGUCGGAAGGUGUGUGGGGAAUUACGAUAACCGCGGGAGUUUCGGUGAACUGGCCUUAAUGUACAAUACGCCCAGAGCAGCUACAAUCACUGCUACCUCUCCUGGUGCUCUGUGGGGUUUGGACAGGGUAACCUUCAGGAGAAUAAUUGUAAAAAAUAAUGCCAAAAAGAGAAAAAUGUAUGAAAGCUUUAUCGAGUCACUGCCAUUCCUUAAAUCGUUGGAAGUUUCUGAACGCCUGAAAGUGGUGGAUGUGAUAGGCACCAAAGUAUACAACGAUGGAGAACAAAUCAUUGCUCAGGGAGAUUUGGCGGAUUCUUUUUUCAUCGUAGAAUCGGGUGAAGUGAAAAUCACUAUGAAAAGGAAGGGUAAAUCAGAAGUGGAAGAGAAUGGCGCCGUGGAAAUCGCUCGGUGUUCUCGGGGACAGUACUUUGGAGAGCUGGCUCUGGUCACUAACAAACCUCGGGCAGCUUCCGCACACGCCAUCGGGACUGUCAAAUGUUUAGCUAUGGAUGUGCAGGCGUUUGAAAGGCUUUUGGGACCUUGCAUGGAAAUUAUGAAAAGGAACAUUGCCACCUAUGAAGAACAAUUAGUUGCUCUGUUUGGAACUAACAUGGAUAUUGUUGAACCCACUGCAUGAAGCAAAAGUAUGGACAAGACCCAUAGUGACAAAAUUACACAGUAGUGGUUAGUCCACUGAGAAUGUGUUUGUGUAGAUGCCAAGCAUUUUCUGUGAUUUCAGGUUUUUUUCCUUUUUUACAUUUACAAUGUAUCCGUAAACAGAGUAGUGAUUUAAUACUCAAUAGGCUUUACCAUCACUUUCUAAAGAGUAGGUCAAAAAAAUACUGACAUACUGAUGAGAUGACUUUGUACUCCACAAAAUUAUGAUUUGAGUGAAAGAUUUAUUCAGAUGAUUGUAAUAUACUGAAAGUAUCUGUGUGUAAGAAGAUAAUUAAAGGAUGCUGCCGUGGGUGAUACGUGUUCAUUUGGACUUCCCCGGAUUGCUGUGUUAGUGAGUGUGCCCGUGAAAAGGGACCCUGGCAGUGACUCAUGCUGGACAGCCUUGCAUCACAUUCUUUUUACAACUCACUAUAUAUAGUAAGUACAGUUUUAACCAUUUUUGUUUUCUCAAGUUUUUCUGGCUUGAUAAGUUAUGUGCUGGCCUUGGACUACGGUAAAAUGGUAGAACACAUCAUAUGCAAUUUUCAAACCUUUUCUAUUUUUGCAAUAAAGUACAUUCUGACUUCUUUGGCAUAAUGUCAGUAACCUCCGUACUCCAGUGGUUUUAAGGACAGGCAAUGUAGUCAUUAUGAUAAUAGGGAAGAGUCUUUUUUAGAUGAGAGAUCAUUGACACAGUUUCCUCAUAAAGCAUAUAUCUGCUUCCUUUUUCCAUUUUGUAGUUCUCUGUACUCUUUAAAAAAAGUUUGAGUUCGACAUGUAAUGUCACAAAUAGUUUUUUUAAAUGCUAUUUAAACUUGUCUUCUAGAAGUCAGAGAUCUUACAUAUGCAAAAAAAAAAAAAAGACCUCUCCUAUACCAAAAAUAUUUUGGGGUCCUUAUCAACAUGCCCACAGGAUAUUUCUCUGUUCUUCACUAGGUGUACAUAAUAUGAUCCUUUGCAGACAUCUGCUCCCAUGGGUUUCCUUUAAGGUGGUAGAAAUAAAUUUUUAUGAGCAAAACCAUAUAUAAAGAUAAAAGGAAUUUCUGCCCCAUCCAAUUAGGCCUUGCCAUUUGUGUUAAUGUAGACUCAAAAGUGCAGGAUGAACUUAACUGAAUAUCAGAUUUUCAUUGAUAAUAUGUUUAUUAUUCUGCCACAUAAGAUGAAUUACAUUUAACCAAAGCAGUAUUAUUCUUAACAUGAUUUCUAGGCCCACAUGACCCCAGUGUCUGGAGAGAUUAGUUCUAACCAGUUGUUCACUUUUAAAUGAGCCCAUUGCAUUUUGGGAAACAGGUUUUACAGAAAUACAAACCUGGGUAAAAAUAUUCUGUGGCUCUUAUAGUGUGAUGUUAUUAGAGAAUGUUUAUGGUCUUACAUAUAUAAUGAAAAUAUGGUUAAAAUGUUCAUCAAGUAAUGUACAUAUAAAAAUUAUGUAAAGUAUAACUUAACCACAUUUUAGAACACUGUUUAACAAUUUUGCAAACUUUCUUGUAGGAAGAGAGCUUACGACAUGAAGAUGACUUGUUUUCUAUUUCAGAUUUCAUUUUAAAAGCCAGGUCUGUUAAAAAAGAAAAAAACCACAAAGAACCCCCAGAUUCCUGGCUCAUCAUUCUCUUUUUCAAGAUACCUUGUUGCAUAAGCUGAUUAUUAACUAUUCAUGGAGUAGCAAAUAAAUGCCUGUUUAAUAAAGAACUCUGACCAAGGCUGUAAAUGCCAGUUACAUUAUUUUCAGUAUUGUUGGUUAUAUUUAAAUUUACCUUAUAAUAAAGCACACUUUUAUAAUAAAAUG